GCGAAUUGUAUGUGCGGCUCUUCGAGGAUCUGGAUCCAGAACCUAUUAGAGGCAAAAAUAAUCAGUCUGAAUCUGCUAGUGCAGCUUCUACAGCCGCAUCUUCAACACAGGACGCGAGUGCUGCAAUGAGUGGCAAUAUUAAGAGUAGGUUAAAGGUGCUUUUCUUACCGCUUUUUAUGCCUCUCCUAAGCCUAAGGGAGAAAGGCAUAACAAGCGGGGUAAGCGAGCACCAAAAGCCUACCUCUUCUAACAAUAUAAAAAUGCAUGCUCCAGCACCAGUUGAACUCUACACCCCAG
Molecule: messenger RNA, 297 nt
Organism: Amoebophrya sp. A25
Lineage: Eukaryota; Dinophyceae; Syndiniales; Amoebophryaceae
Source: the annotation of a GenBank genome assembly